Molecule: messenger RNA, 1034 nt
Organism: Medicago truncatula (barrel medic)
Lineage: Eukaryota; Viridiplantae; Streptophyta; Magnoliopsida; Fabales; Fabaceae
Exons: 2
Coding region: 162-794 (210 amino acids)
Source: RefSeq, a predicted model, not a curated record
UUUGUUAGAAAAUUAAUAUUUGGAAUUGUAUAUAGGGAAACAUACAAAGAAAGUCCUCAAUGUUGUGUUGUCUCUCUAUCCGUUUCUUCAUCCAUUUCUCUAUUACUCUUUCUCAUUUAUAAAACUAGUUCUUGGUGUGAUUUUUUUAUGAGUUGGUCUAAAUGGUUGUUCAUUUCUGCGUUUUGGAUAAGAUGAGAACGGAAGAAAAAAUAUCAGCGUUGUUAGAGAGUGAAGAUGAGGAUGAUCAGUGUUCAUCUUCAACGACAUCGUCCAUUGGGAAGGAUAGCGAUGCGUCCGAAUGCAGGGACAACGACGAUGAUAAUGAGGCUGAGAGUACGUAUAAUUAUGAUGAACCAUUGAACAUGAUGGACUCACUCCAACAGUUUCUGCCCAUCAGGAGGGGCAUCUCAAAGUUCUAUGAUGGCAAGUCUAAGUCCUUCAUGAGUUUAGCGGACGCAGUCUCUUCACCAUCUGCCAAAGACAUUGCAAAACCGGAGAAUGCUUACACAAGGAGACGUAGAAAUUUGAUGGCCUUGAAUCAUGUUUGGGAGAAGAAUAAAAAUUUCCUUUUAAGAAGUAACAAUGGUGGCAUUUCUAAGAGAACCAUAAGCUCGAAUCAAAGUGCUGUGGCUCUUGCAUUUGCAAUGAAUUAUGACAGCAGUACUAGUUGUUCCAGCGAGGAAUCAACUUCAAGCUCAAAUUCGAGUUCUACUACACCUCUUCAAAGAAAUCAAGUGCCUAGUACAAGUUCCAGUCCAAUCUCUCCUAAUCAACAUAAUUUUUCAGAUUGGUAAUCAUUCUCACUGGCUGAUCUCCAAGAAUGAAGCAGCCAACCUGAGACUGAACUAAAUAACUCAACAAUGACUGGAAUUCUUUGGUUGAAUAUCUUUGCUUGCGUUAUAUUUAUCUAUAAGUGAGCUGUAAUUGCAAAAGAAACCAAUGAUAGAUGACCAAAUCUUUUAUUUUAAGGCAAUUAUCAUUGGAUGUGGCAGACCAUGUAAGCACUAACUCAAUAACACGUAUUAUUAAUGUCA